Messenger RNA from Schistocerca nitens (vagrant locust), 1202 nucleotides. RefSeq names its product E3 ubiquitin-protein ligase TRIM71-like. The transcript is spliced from 7 exons. Gene Ontology annotation, molecular function: translation repressor activity; protein binding; ubiquitin protein ligase activity. Gene Ontology annotation, biological process: negative regulation of translation; protein polyubiquitination; proteasome-mediated ubiquitin-dependent protein catabolic process. Lineage: Eukaryota; Metazoa; Arthropoda; Insecta; Orthoptera; Acrididae. The record is from RefSeq and is a predicted model, not a curated record. The annotation marks the transcript as partial.
GGGGCGGCGGCGGCGCUGCGGGGGCGGCUGCAGGGCGCCGCUGCGCGCCUCGCCGACGCCUUCCGGGGACUGCAGCUGCGCCACGACAAGGUGGACGCUUUCUUGACGCUGCACGGAGAGGCGGUGAACCUGGUGGAAGAAGCGUCCAGCUGGAGCGGCGGGCAGCUGGCCUUCAACGCGCAGACCCUGGAGCUCAGCAUACGCGAGGAGGCGGCCGGCAGCCAGACCCCGCCAGAGGGGAGCGGGGGCUCCGUCGAGAACCUGGCCAGCAGCGCCGCCUACAGGAGCGCGCCGCGGCUGUGUCUGCGCAAGCACUGGCUGCGGCGGCCGGGCGCGGUCUGCUGGUGCCCGUGGGCGGCGGCGCGCCACCUGCUGUACGUGGCGGCGCGCGACGGAGAGCUGCUGGCCGUGGACGCCGCCUCGGGACGCCUCGCCUCCAGGCUCGCCGUCGACGGCCUGCUCUGCCCCGCCGGCGUCGCCUUCUCCGGCGACAGGUGCUACGUCACAGACAAGUACGCGCACUGCGUGCACGAGGUGGACGCGGAGGGCCGCGUGGUGGCGUCGCUGGGCAGGAAGGGCGGCGCGCCGGGCCAGUUCCGCAGCCCCGAGGGCCUCGCCGUCUCCACCGACGAGGCGGGGGGCACCCUGCUCUACGUCUGCGACACCGGCAACGACCGCCUGCAGGUGCUGCGGCCAGACGGGGCGGUGGUGCGCGUGGUGGGCGUCAGACCGCUGGAGGACCAGCCCGGCGUGCUGCAGACGGAGUUCGACCAGCCGACCGGCGUGGCGGUGUCGCGGGACAGGAUCGCCGUCGCAGACAGCGGCAACAACAGGGUCAAGGUGUACAACACGGAGGGCGAGAAGAUACUGGAGCUGUCCGGUGAGAACGGUCCGUUCAACUGCCCCGAGUGCGUGGCCAUCGACCGUAGCGGCAGGAUCAUCGUGGGCGACAGCGGCAACCAGCGCGUGCAGGUCUUCAGCGAGGACGGGCGGCUGGUGUGCUCGCUCGGGGGCCGCAGCUCGGGCAUCGGCUGGGUGUCCGGCGUGGCCGCCAGCGGCGCCGGCGAGCUGGCUCUCACCGACGGCUCGGCGCACGCCCUCUACGUCUUCUGACCGCCGGCUCCGCGCCUCCAGCUCGAGCGGCCGACCAGCGCCAGCGUCCAGCGCCGCCAUCUCGCCUCCAGUCGUCCUCGCUGCUCACA